Messenger RNA from Drosophila yakuba, 831 nucleotides. RefSeq lists its product as uncharacterized. The transcript is spliced from 4 exons. Bases 165 to 701 code for a protein of 178 amino acids. The record is from RefSeq and is a predicted model, not a curated record. Lineage: Eukaryota; Metazoa; Arthropoda; Insecta; Diptera; Drosophilidae.
AGCCAACUGUGAUUAUAGCUCACUUUCGUUUAAAAGUGGAAGUUAUUUGGUUUAAUUGCCGUAAAGAUAAAAAACGAUUAAAAAAGAACCAUAUGUUAUUUGAAAUUUCUGAUUUAAAUAUAUUUUGCCAUUGUCAGCGAAACUGUUCGUAGCUGCGGUCGAAAAUGAAUUCUUCUGUUCGCCUAGUUCAACUGAGUAUUAUGUUGUUUUCUAUUCAUAUAGCUAUAUGCAAACUGGAGUUUACCAACGUUAAGUGCAACACAUUCGAUCCAGAGUUUGCCGUCUUUGACUAUUGCUUUCUAAAAUCAAUUAAUCGUACAUACAAAUACCUUUCCAUAAAAGUGAAAUUGCUAAAGACACCCGUUGCCAAAGUAAAAGUCAAUGUAGCAACAUUCCAGAGACUAAAUGGCUAUAAACCCUUUCUGUAUAACUUAACAGUAGAUGGCUGCAGGUUUUUUAACAACAAAAAAUCGAAUCCUGUUGUGUCUUACUUUUUCAACUUCUUUAAGGAUUUCUCCAACUUAAAUCAUUCCUGCCCCUACGACCACGAUGUCAUUUUGGAUAAAGUUCCUAUAUCUCAUAUAAAUACGCAAGUAACAGACGUUCUUCCAGUUCCACAUGGGGAUUACCUAUUCCACACGGACUGGUUUGCUUACGAUAUUAAACGUGCUACUGUCGACGUAUAUGCCACACUAAACUAACCUAAAGAGGGUUAUUCAAAAGAGCGACGAAUGAUAUCGGUUUUUAGUUUUACAAAUAAAACCAACUUACCUACGAGCAUUUUUCUAAUAUUUUGUUGUUAAUAGCUCAUGAAUAUAUUGAAGCUAUCAU